Messenger RNA from Aspergillus thermomutatus, 1320 nucleotides. Its product is annotated as tRNA(Phe) (4-demethylwyosine(37)-C(7)) aminocarboxypropyltransferase. Lineage: Eukaryota; Fungi; Ascomycota; Eurotiomycetes; Eurotiales; Aspergillaceae. Gene Ontology annotation, molecular function: tRNA methyltransferase activity; S-adenosylmethionine-dependent methyltransferase activity. Gene Ontology annotation, biological process: wybutosine biosynthetic process; tRNA methylation. The transcript has a single exon. Gene Ontology annotation, cellular component: cytoplasm. The record is from RefSeq and is a predicted model, not a curated record. The coding region runs from base 1 to 1320 and encodes 439 amino acids.
AUGCAUUCCGACGAUCCAACAGGAGAUCGGACUACAAAUGAACAUGUCAAGAAGCCUACUCACCACUCGCGGGAGCCUAAACGUCGAGCUAAGAGCUCAAAUCCCCUCCGAAGAGGCAUACAGGAGUUUGUAACAAGACAUAUCCCCUCAGACGACCUUGCCAAACAUGGUCUAUUACUAGAGACCCUGGAAUCCGCCCUUCCGAAACGGUUCACUGUGUAUGAACCACUGCUCCUGCUGCCAGUGAACGCACUCAGUGAUCCUCCAGCUUGGGGCUCGCUUUACGCAGGCCUAGAUAGCCAAAAGCGACAGUUUCUCUUUGAGUCGAUUUCUAAGGCUUUCGGGCGUAUGGGCGUUACACAUAUCGCUAUGAAUGCGCCUAUCGCGCCUACGAACACUCAGGGAGGAGAGAACCGGAUGCGCAGCCCUGCGGGUUUGAUUCCUCUUUACGGAGACUUUGGUCCGGCGCCGUCCGGGGAUGGGGAUGCGCAGCUGACGCGGGAAAACUUGCAGCGUGCGUUCUGGGUGCGAACUAUGCAGAAUCAGGGGAUUGUGCAGAUCUGGGCUCCGCUUUAUACGAUGUUUUCUCGAGGGAACAUCACAGAGAAGGCUCGGAUCCUGGGUCAAGGAUCUGUGUUUGAAGGGCUUGAUGAAGGUGCCCUUGGAGAAGACCUAGACGGCAUCAGCGUGGUUGAUAUGUAUGCGGGGAUCGGGUAUUUUGUCUUCUCAUACCUGAAAAGAGGGGUGAAGAGGGUCUGGGGGUGGGAGAUCAAUGGAUGGUCAGUCGAGGGUUUGAGGAGAGGGUGUACAGAGAAUGGAUGGUCGUGUAAAGUGGUUCGAGUUCUGAAUGAUGGAUCAUUGAGUGAAUCGAUCCCAGAACUGAUUGACAAUCUUCAAGAUUCAGACAGAGUGAUCGUGUUUCAUGGGGACAACAAGUUCGCCGCUCACGUUAUGAGUGAAAUCAAAGGACGCAUGGAGAGCCGAGAUGCAUGGAAUAGAAUUCGGCAUGUCAACCUAGGUCUCCUUCCUUCCUCCAGCGGUGCUUGGAGUGACGCUUGCGCAAUGAUUGAUCUACAGCUGGGAGGCUGGAUACAUGUGCAUGAGAAUGUGGAUGUGCAACAUAUUGAUUUGAAGAAGCAGGAAAUCCUCACUGAGAUUGGGAAAUUGAGGGCACUGGCCUUCCCAAGUGCUGUUCAACAGCCUAUUGAUUGCCGGCAUAUCGAGCAUGUCAAGACAUAUGCACCAGGCGUCAUGCAUUGCGUCUUCGACAUCAAGUUGCCUCCAUCAGAAGAGGUGCACCUGCUACGAGACUCGAGCUGA